Molecule: messenger RNA, 1187 nt
Organism: Sclerotinia trifoliorum
Lineage: Eukaryota; Fungi; Ascomycota; Leotiomycetes; Helotiales; Sclerotiniaceae
Source: the annotation of a GenBank genome assembly
AUUGUAGUUGAUCGUACGAAGGUAAAAUUCUCUGAAGAAUACAAGACAAUAAUAAACAAAACCUUCCUGUCGAUACCUACCUACCACAUCAAUUUAUUAUUAUUUCACUAUUCACUUCUUGAUAUUUUACAUUAUCUAUUAUCCUUAUUUGAAUGAUAUCUGUCUGACUCCUCCUCUUCUUCUCUUACACCUUUGAAAGCUUAAACGGGAAAUAGCGAACCGACAUACCGAUUCUUUUCAGAAUUCCAAAUUAAACUUCCGUCCAUACCUGAGUUCUCGACCUCUAAGCCAUCACCAGAAGGUUCAAACCACAAACAAACAAUACCACUCCUUACCCCAUUCAACACAAACAACAUCUAUCAAAAGACAAGACGACCAGUUCAAUUCAAUCCGAUACUGUACCAAUCAAUUUCUAAUUGUAAUCAACGACCAGAGGCUUGUUGGUAUGUAUGUUUUGAUCUAUUUACUUUCGACUCUUCUGCUUCUCCUUAUCCUGUCGCAACACAAGUUGAACUAAUUUCCCACUCCAGCUCUCUUUCAACCACCACAUCGACCACCACCAACCACAUCUACAUCCAUAAACAUGCCUCAAGGUUACUCAUCUCGCGACGUGGGCGACCCAUCGCAAAUCAAGAAGAAUAAACAAUCUAUGGCAGAUCUCAAAUUAAGACGUCUUACUGAAUUGAACAAUCGUCUACGAGAAGAUUUGGAACGCGAAAGGAUCCCGGUUUCUCAAGCUGCCAAGAGGUAAUCCACUCCUCUCCUCCUUUGAAUUCCUCGACAUUCAAAUGAAUAUCAAUCACUAAUGCGCGAUACUCAUCUAGUAUCAUCCAAUACACCAGUCAGACAAAAGAUUUUAUGGUUCCGUCAAUUUGGGGUACCGUUGAUAAGAAGGAUGAUCCAUAUGCGCCGCAACAAAGUGGUGGAUGUUGUUUGGUGAUGUAGGAAAAAGACAGAGACAUCAAGAUAAAUCGAAAUGGAAAGCAUACGAACGACCGACAACGACCACUCAUAAUUUCAUCAAUCACUCAAUUCAUAAAUCCAUCCACUUACACCAAUUUCGAUACCGAUCCUUACAAAAUCACGUACAUCACCACAGGGGACAGAGGGAGGCAGCAGACCAGAAUAAAGGGCGUUAUUACGGGGCGUAUUGGGAAACAUUCACUUUCAGCCUUCUUCGACAUUAU